Messenger RNA from Diplodia corticola, 1680 nucleotides. RefSeq names its product sugar transporter. NCBI's taxonomy places the organism in Eukaryota, Fungi, Ascomycota, Dothideomycetes, Botryosphaeriales, Botryosphaeriaceae. The record is from RefSeq and is a predicted model, not a curated record. Gene Ontology annotation, molecular function: carbohydrate:proton symporter activity. Gene Ontology annotation, biological process: carbohydrate transport; transmembrane transport. Bases 1 to 1680 code for a protein of 559 amino acids. Gene Ontology annotation, cellular component: membrane. The transcript has 5 exons.
AUGGCGGACGAGCAGAAGAACGAGACCCGGCUCCAGGAUGCUGUUCCUCCAGCCGAGCAGGUCGCCAUGAACCAAUCCAUCAAUGUCAAGGAGCCGAGGUACCUGGGCAUGCGCGGCAAGAUGCUCAGCACCAUCGUGUCAGUCGUCGCUACAACCGGCUUCUUGCUCUUCGGCUACGAUCAAGGCGUCAUGUCUGGCAUCAUCGGCGCCGCCCCUUUCAACGACUACUUUGAGGAAACCAAAGACAACAAGACCUACCAGGGCUUCGUCACUGCCAUCUAUGAAGUCGGAUGCUUUUUCGGCGCCGUCCUGAUGCUUGUCAUCGGAGACAGGCUUGGCCGCAAGCGGGGCAUUAUCGCCGGCGCCGUCAUCAUGAUCGUCGGUGUUCUUAUUCAGGUUUCGGCCGUCAAGCCCCACCAUCACAUGGCCCAGUUCAUCAUCGGCCGCACCAUCACUGGCGUUGGUAACGGCAUCAACACUUCGACCAUUCCGACAUACCAAGCCGAAUGCUCCAAGUCCACCAACCGCGGUCUGCUCAUUUGCAUCGAGGGCGGUGUCAUCGCCUUCGGCACUAUGAUCGCCUACUGGAUCGACUACGGCUGCUCGUAUGGCGGCCAGGACCUGUCGUGGCGCUUCCCCAUCACCUUCCAAUGCCUGUUCGGUCUCGUUGUCGCCAUUGCCAUGGUCGGCCUCCCUGAAUCACCUCGCUGGCUCUUGACCAAAGAUAGGCACGAGGAGGCCAUCAAGGUCAUCUCCGCCCUGCGAGGCCACACUGUCGAUGCAGAGGAGACCCGCAUGGAAGCCGCUGUCAUCAUCGACUCGAUCCGCGCUUCUGGUCACGUCGGCAGCACGAGCUACCGCGAUCUCUUGACCGGCGGCAAGACGCAGCACCUCCGCCGCUGCUUGCUGGGCGCGUCCGCCCAGCUGUUUCAACAAAUCGGUGGUUGCAACGCCGUCAUCUAUUAUUUUCCUAUUCUGUUCGAGGAGUCCAUAGGCGAGACGCCCAACAUGUCCCUCCUUCUUGGCGGGGUGAACAUGAUCGUCUACUCGAUUUUCGCCACGGUGUCCUGGUUCAUCAUUGAGCGCACGGGCCGACGUAGGCUCUUCUUGAUUGGCACCGUAGGCCAGUGUCUCUCCAUGGUGCUCGUCUUCGCGUGCCUCAUCCCAGGCACAACGUCCGCGGCCAAGGGAGCUGCCGUCGGACUGUUCCUGUACAUCGCCUUCUUCGGCGCCACAUGGCUGCCGCUGCCCUGGCUCUACCCCGCGGAACUGAACCCGCUCAAGACGCGCGCCAAAGCCAACGCCAUCUCGACCUUCACCAACUGGAUCUUCAACUUCCUCAUCGUCAUGGUGACGCCCAUCAUGCUCGAGAACAUCGGCUGGGGCACCUACCUCUUCUUCGGCGCCGUCAACGCCGCCUUCUUCCCCGUCAUCUACUUCUUCUACCCCGAGACCAAGCAGCGCACCCUCGAGGAGAUCGACAUCAUCUUCGCCAAGGGCUACGUCGAGAACAUGUCGUACGUCCGCGCCGCCAAGGAGCUGCCCUACCUGACCGAGGCCGAGAUCGACGCCAAGGCCAAGGCCUACGGCAUGGUCAGCGACGAGGAGAACGAGUCCGACGUCAACCAGAGGAGGGGCUGGUCCAGCAGCGAGGAGAAGGAUGCGUCGCACAUUGCCUGA